AUGACCGUGGGGACGGCCGUGCCCAUCGAUGGAGCUCCCACAUGCGAAGACCCGCCCCUCCUCAGCGCGAUCGAGACGAGCCCGCUGCCGCCGCUUCAAUUGCGCCGGACACCGUCCGAGAAGAUGCUCAACGGCUCGCAGACGCGCCUGCCACAAGUGACGCCGCGUGCCAUUGGUACACCCAAGGAAGUGACCGUCAAGCGGCGCGUGCAAUCGGCGUACGUCCAGCGCGACAUGCCUCUCAACCAAACCCACGACGUGACGCCAUCGGUGGUGACCAAGGCGCCGUCGCCGAACAAGGUGUCGCCGUCCAAAGCGCGCAUCAAGUCCCUCGAGCGCAUCGUGACGUACAAGCAGGCGGAAAAGACAGAGAAAGAGGCGGCCGAGCAGUCACGCGUCCAGCGCGAGCGCCUUGCGCAGGCCCAACGUGGCCACGCGCUCGCACAAAAGCAGCGUCGCCGCGCCGAGAUUUACGCGAUCAACGCUCAAAUGCGCGCCUUCAACCAAGCCGCGAUGGCCAACGGCGGCUCCAGCGCAACGCCCGUCGGUGUCUAG
Messenger RNA from Saprolegnia diclina VS20, 555 nucleotides. RefSeq lists its product as hypothetical. The coding region runs from base 1 to 555 and encodes 184 amino acids. The record is from RefSeq and is a predicted model, not a curated record. NCBI's taxonomy places the organism in Eukaryota, Oomycota, Saprolegniomycetes, Saprolegniales, Saprolegniaceae. The transcript has 4 exons.